Molecule: messenger RNA, 4149 nt
Organism: Miniopterus natalensis
Lineage: Eukaryota; Metazoa; Chordata; Mammalia; Chiroptera; Miniopteridae
Source: RefSeq, a predicted model, not a curated record
UGCAUGGUUCUAUUUUCUGAGAUCAGAAUAUCCUUACAGGGAAGGUUGAGUCCAAAGCAGAGAGAAGGGAAAUAAAAAUACCAGUCUUUGGUCCCCAGAUGUGGCAUAACUGGAUUGUAUGUGUUGCUGGUUGGCUCUGACCUUUGCAGUCAAGAUUGAGAGCCAGAAAGACUGUGUAUUGUAGGGAUUUUUCCCUUUUUUGUUUGUUUGUAUAAAACCAGGGAGGGAAAUAGUUGAGUAAAAUCCAAGAGAGUUUCUUUAAUUUCACUUCUCCUGAGACGUGAAUCAUGAAACCGAAAGGCACUUGCUUGAUGUUUGAUUUGUUAAAGUGGUGACUCCAAGCUGCUGUCUCUUAGCCUUUUUGAACCUGUACCCAGUUUUGAUAAGCAUAAAAGUUUCCCAUUUCCUGCAAGAGUCUGAUUUUCUCCCUCCUCCUCACUGUGCAGCCUCCUUGAGAUGUAUAUGCUUUGUGAAGUCAUGGCAGUGGAGAAGAUGUUAUCAAGCUUUACUUGCUAUAAUUUUUGUUGCACAAACAAUAGGCAUUUGUUGGCCUUCCAAAUAUAUAAUCAGGGUCCUGUUAGCGUCUCAGAUGGAACCAACAUUUGCCAGGAAUGUUUUCCCUUGUUUUGAUGAACCAGCUCUGAAGGCAACUUUUAAUAUUACAAUUAUUCAUCAUCCAAGUUAUGUGGCUCUUUCCAACAUGCCAAAGCUAGGUCAGUCUGAAAAAGAAGAUGUGAAUGGAAGCAAAUGGAUGGUUACCACCUUUUCCAUCACACCCCACAUGCCAACUUAUUUAACUGCGUUUGCUGUCUGUGACUAUGACCAUGUCACCACAAUGGAAAGGGGCAAGGAGAUACGCAUUUGGGCCCGGAAAGAUGCCAUCGCAAAUGGAUAUGCAGACUUUGCUUUGAACAUCACAGGUCCCAUCUUCUCUUUCCUGGAAGAUUUAUUUAAUAUUAGUUACCCUCUUCCAAAAACAGAUCUGAUUGCCUUGCCUACUUUUGACGACCGUGCAAUGGAAAAUUGGGGACUAUUGGUGUUUGAUGAGUCAUUAUUGUUGCUGCAACAAAAUGAUGAACUACUAGAAGCAAAGAUGGUGAUCUCCCACAUUGUCUCCCACGAGAUCGGACAUCAGUGGUUUGGAAACUUGGUUACCAUGAAUUGGUGGAACAAUAUCUGGCUCAAUGAAGGUUUUGCAACUUAUUUUGAGUUUGAAGUAGUUAGCCACUUCAAUUCUGAACUCCCAGGAAAUGAGAUCUUUUUUUUUAAUGUUUUAUAUGAUGUUCUCAGAGAAGAUCACACCCUCGUGUCUAGAGCUGUAUCCUUGAAGAUGGAAAAUUUCAAAGAAAUGAAUGAAAUAAAUGAGCUCUUUGACAUAUUUAUUUACAAUAAGGGAGCGUCUUUGGCCCGGAUGCUUUCUAGCUUCCUGAAUGAGAAUUUAUUUAUCAGCGCACUUAAGUCGUAUCUGAAGACAUUUUCUUACGCAAAUGCUGAGCAAGAUGAUCUAUGGAGGCAUUUUCAAAUGGCCGUAGAUGACCAGAGUAAAAUUGUUUUGCCGGCAACAGUCAAAAGUAUAAUGGACAGCUGGACACACCAGAGUGGUUUUCCAGUUAUCACCUUAAAUGUAUCUACUGGUGUCAUGAAACAGGAGCCAUUUUAUCUUGGAAAGGUUAAAAAUCAGACUCUUCUAACCCACAAUGACACAUGGAUUGUACCUAUUCUUUGGAUGAAAAAUGGAACUACACAGCCUUUAGUCUGGCUAGAUAACAGCAGCAAAUUAUUCCCUGAAAUGCAAGUUUCAGAUUCUGAUCAUGACUGGGUGAUUUUAAAUUUGAAUAUGACUGGAUAUUAUAGAGUUAACUAUGAUAAAUUAGGUUGGAAGAAAUUAAAUGAACAGCUUGAAAAAGAUCCUAAGGCCAUCCCCGUUAUUCACAGACUGCAGUUGAUAGAUGACGCCUUUUCCCUGUCUAAAAACAAUUAUAUUGAGAUUGAAACAGCACUUGAUUUAACCAAGUACCUUGCUGAAGAAGAUGAAAUCAUAGUAUGGCAUACAGUCUUGGUGAACCUGCUACCCAGGAAUUUUGUUUCUGAUGUGGGCAACUAUGAUACAUACACAUUAUUAAAGAAGUAUCUACUAAAGAGACUUACCCCAAUAUGGAAUACUUAUUCAACUAUAAUCCGUGAAAAUAUGGCAGCAUUGCAAGAUAGCUAUUUAACUCUAAUAUCACUGGAAAAAUUUCUGGGGACUGUAUGUUUCUUGGGCCAUGAGGACUGUCUUCAGCUGUCCAGAGAACUCUUCAAAAGCUGGAUGAGCCAUCCAGGAAAUGAAAUACCUUAUCCAGUUAAAACUGUGAUUUUAUGUUAUGGCGUUGCCUUGGGAACCGAUAAAGAAUGGGAUUUUUUGUUAAAUAUCUACACUAAUAACACAGAGGAAGAAGAAAGGAAUCAACUUAUUUAUGCAAUGGGCUGCAGUAAAGACCCAUGGAUACUUAACAGAUAUAUGGACUAUGCCAUCACUACGUCUUUAUUCAAUUUGAGUGAAACAAAUAUAAUCGACGUUGUGGCAGCAUCUGAAGUUGGCCGGUAUGUCGCAAAAGACUUUUUGGUCAACAAUUGGCAAGCUGUGAGUGAGAGGUAUGGAACACAAUCAUUGGUUUCUCUAAUGUAUGUAAUAGGGAAAACCAUCAGUACAGAUUUACAGGUCAUGGAGCUGCAGCAGUUUUUCAGUCCCAUGUUGGAGGAGCACCAGAGGCUCACAGUUCAUGCCAAAUUACAGACAAUAAAGAACGAAAAUCUGAAAAACAAAAACCGAAGUGCCAGGAUAGCUGCAUGGCUACGGAAAAACACAUAAUUUAGUGGCCACCUUUGGCAUUCCCCUUGCAUAUUAUAAUGUCGUUUGCUGACAGUUUUGUCGUCCAGUACUCUGUGAGUCUGAAAACCACGUUUCAUUGUUUGUAUUUCAGUCACAUUUACUGCUCAGAGUCCUGUCCCUUCCAUGUUGUCCCAUUGGCUCUGAGCUCAGUGACUGCUGAGGAGUUUGCCAGCACUGCUGUAUUUGGGGGGAAGAUUUCACUUCAAGUCGGGCUAUGAAACCACAGAAUUUACUUUAAAUGCUUUGUAAAAACAAAUUUACCUCAGAAACUCUUGCUUAUUCUGCUGCGAAGGCCAGUGGAAUAUUCAAUCAUUGGCUAAGUGAGUACAUUCUUUUCUGAAGGAAAUACAGAUUUGCAAUACUCCAGGGUUUAUUUAGUUCAAAUAUUUACCAGAAUUAUGAGCAAAUAACACACGGGUAUAAAAGAUAGAAACUAGAAGAAUGAUACUCCCUGGAAAUCAGAAAAGCUGAAAAAAAGCGAGUUUUAGGAAGAAGGAACAGACAAUAUUACAAGCCAUGUGAAGUGCCCUGCAGGCGAGAACUGUGGCUGCUGCCCCUCCUGUCUCCCCAGAGCGCCUAGGCUUCGUGCCACACUUCGCUGGCUCCUGACUGCAGGGGGUCUCAAAAAGACCCAGGGUCGCAGGGCCCCUGAAGCGUCUGUGGGCUCACGCUGGAGGCCGCGCUAGAGAGGGAGGCCCUGCCUUGCAGCUCUCGGCUGCAUUUGCCUGUGGCACCCUUUUAGCCAAAGUUUAUGAGCAAAAUUAAUGAUGUGAACAGACGGUAGCAAUUAUGGGCUAAUCUUCAGCACAAAGGGAGAUGUUCAAAGAAAGAGAGAUGGAACUAAACGGUUAAUCAGAGCACAACUUUUACAGCUCCUCACUCAGGGCAUUAAGUUUGACAUGUGGUUUCAUCUGGCCAAAUUGAACCUCCUUGUAGUUUGGACAACUUUAAACAUUUUCAUCGGUCACAAUGUAUGGAAUGACCUUGGUCUUACUACCCCUGAUUAAAUCAGGACAGCUAAGGCAAACCCUCCCACUCUAGAGUUUGUGUGUAUCUGACUGAAGUCUGUGUUUUAAUUUUGAUUUUGUUUUUGUAGAAUGGGGAUUAAACUACAGAUCUCCUAUCUACCUCGGAGUGAUAUUGUAAAGACUAAGGAAUGCGUCAAUUAAAGGCCUUUAAAUAUGUUAUAUGAGCUCAAGACAAUGUGAUCUAAGGUUUUUACCCAAUUUCUUAUGUAAUGUUAAUGCAGCUACAAAUUAAAAUGCAAUUCAAAAGCU